Zonotrichia leucophrys gambelii is the source of this 644-nucleotide messenger RNA. It is a transcript of the gene PMCH, whose product is annotated as pro-melanin concentrating hormone. Lineage: Eukaryota; Metazoa; Chordata; Aves; Passeriformes; Passerellidae. The coding region runs from base 79 to 582 and encodes 167 amino acids. The transcript is spliced from 3 exons. The record is from RefSeq and is a predicted model, not a curated record. Gene Ontology annotation, biological process: chemical synaptic transmission; behavior. Gene Ontology annotation, molecular function: melanin-concentrating hormone activity; type 1 melanin-concentrating hormone receptor binding.
CAAUUAUUUACCACUGGAAAAGAUUUCUUAGAAUUUGAGAAGUGCCAAACCUUUAUGCAAGCAUUAAAUGACUAAAAAAUGUGCAUCUCAUCAUAUCUCCUAAUUCUCUCCCUUCUCUCUCUUUUUUCUCAAGGUUGUCUGCUCUCAGUUUCAAAGUCUCUGCAAGAGGUAGAAGAUGAAGAUAUGUUGCUUGCUGCAUUAAAUCUAGGAAAAACUCUACAAAAUGGAGAUAAAAGUAUGAACAGAGGAGUUAUACCUUUGCUGAAGUACUACAAGACUGAAGACAGCAGUGUUUUCAAUGAUAAGAAUGCUGGAAACACAAAGUUUUUGGACAGAGGUUCCAGGCAUGAUUUCUUCAAUCAUGUUAUGCCAAUCAACUUAGGUGGAAAGCAACUACCUUAUCCUGCACUGAAGGGAGCCAUGACUUUUCCAGCUGACACUGAAAUUCAAAAUAUUGAGUCAAUACAGGAAAGAGAGACCACAGAUGAAAAAAAUUCAGCUAAAUUACCUAUUGGAAGAAGAGAUUUUGACAUCCUCAGGUGUAUGCUGGGAAGAGUCUAUCGACCUUGUUGGCAAGUGUGAAAACUACUUAUCUCCACCACCUUCUCUGAAGAUUAAACAUUUUAUUCUGAAUUUAAUGUAAU